This is a messenger RNA of Hyaloscypha bicolor E, 730 nucleotides long. RefSeq lists its product as uncharacterized. The transcript has a single exon. NCBI's taxonomy places the organism in Eukaryota, Fungi, Ascomycota, Leotiomycetes, Helotiales, Hyaloscyphaceae. The coding region runs from base 128 to 358 and encodes 76 amino acids. The record is from RefSeq and is a predicted model, not a curated record.
GUUCCCUGUACCUCUAACUGUCAGCACGGAGUUCCAAUUCUUCCGUGGAUAUAAAUUCUGAGCAGUUUCGUGGUGGUUGGCAUCCUACCUGCAAGUUAAUUCAAGUUUACGAACCAAUUGAAGGAAGAUGUUGCACACCAACUUCUCGUUGUUGCUACCCCUCCUUCUCUUCCCCCCCUUUGGCUCUGCAGCAGAACAAAAAGCCUUGAAGGGUGGGAAAGUUAGUCCUCUCAAUGCGAAGUUCGAGAAUUUAGUUCAUGAGACGCUGGAACUGUGGCGUGUUCCUGGAGUAGCAGUAGGUGUCGUCGAUGGGGAUUUGGAAUGGUCACAGGUGAGAAUUUCAGAAUUCAUUUGUUGAAUAGUUUUCCAUUCGAGUAAUGAUUCUUAAGACGAGAACCACAAAUUUAUCCACCAGCUUUAACAUUUAAGAAAUCUAUUCGUCUCUUUCGUCGAUUCCAAUCUUUGUCGUAGCUGUCGACUCAUUGUACGUACUCCACAGCCCUCAACUGGGCGAUUGAGGGAGCAACAAGUAGUCCGUCUGGACCUCAACAUUAGUCUGUUUGAGCCAAUCCAAGUUUUUGAUAAUUUCCAUAUCAUCAAUGCCUCACUUCCGUAGUCCCCGAUCGCAAAUUCUCCCAGCCAUGCUCAUCAUUCAAACCAGGGAUAUGGCAUAGCCACCUACCCUGACACAAAAGUGACACCUUCAACCCUUUUUUACGGUGGCAGCACG